Molecule: messenger RNA, 3868 nt
Organism: Rhipicephalus sanguineus (brown dog tick)
Lineage: Eukaryota; Metazoa; Arthropoda; Arachnida; Ixodida; Ixodidae
Product: glycine dehydrogenase (decarboxylating), mitochondrial
Exons: 23
Coding region: 369-3368 (999 amino acids)
Biological process (GO): glycine decarboxylation via glycine cleavage system
Cellular component (GO): glycine cleavage complex; mitochondrion
Molecular function (GO): pyridoxal phosphate binding; glycine binding; glycine dehydrogenase (decarboxylating) activity
Source: RefSeq, a predicted model, not a curated record
GUGUUCACGGCUUGGUGUAGGUCCUGAUUGCUCGGCCAUUUCUCUAUUUCGACGACGUUACGCUAGGAACAAGAUAAUCCGUCGCUAGAGUUUCCGCGUGCUUCGUAUAUUCCAUGUCUUGCGGUCGUUUCGCACACCGUGCCGCCUCCGUCGCUUCCUGCCCGCAUCGUCUGAUCCCGGGCGUCGUCUGCUGCUCCCCGACUGCAGUCGCGCGCUGAUUAGCGGCCGGUCCAUCUUAUCGCGAGGGCGCGAGCCUCCGGCGUCCUCCCUUGUUGUCGACACCGCCGCGUCCAGCCGUCGAGCGAAAGACGCCGACGACCUCUCCGCCGCGAAGUCCUUUGCCCCGUGACCGCGGCUACUGGUCGAAGAUGCAGCGGUUACCACGGAUUUCGGCGUCGUGCGCGCUGAGCCUGCUGGCCCGACGACUCGGCGAGACGAACCGCCGUCUGCUGCAGCGGGCCAAGUCGUCGACACCGGCGCUGGAUCGCCUACUGACAAGUCACGACGACUUCUGCAGUCGGCACCUGGGACCCAGGACCAAGGACCAGAAGGCCAUGCUGGACUACCUGGGACUCAAGAACAUCGGAGAGCUGGUCGACAAGACGGUGCCUUCCGGCAUCCGACUUAACAGGGACAUGAAAAUGGAUCCACCACUAAGCGAGGAGGAACUCUUGGAAAGGGCACGCGAGCUGGCCUCCGAGAAUGCCCUGUGGCGUUCGUACAUCGGCAUGGGCUACUACGGUUGCCUGCCGCCGGCCACCAUCGUGCGCAACGUGUUCGAGAACCCCGGCUGGACGACGCAGUACACCCCGUACCAGGCCGAGAUCGCGCAGGGUCGCCUCGAGAACCUGCUCAACUACCAGACCAUGGUGGCCGACCUCACCGGCCUGGACCUGGCCAACGCCUCGCUGCUCGACGAAGGCACCGCCGCUGCCGAAGCCAUGGGAGUGUGCACCAGGUUCACGAAGAAGAAGACCAUGCUCGUCUCGGACAAGGUGCACCCUCAGACCCUCGCUGUGGUUCAGACACGUGCCGACGCCCUGGAUAUCAACGUGGUCGUGUCCGACUGCGCGAGCAUGGAUUUUUCCCGGGGCGACGUGUGCGGUGUCCUGUACCAGUACCCGGACACCGAAGGGUCCGUCGAGAACUUCGACGCCCUAAUCAAGGCCUGCCACGAAGCCAAGGCGCUGGUGGUGUGCGCCACGGACCUUCUGGCGCUGACGGUGAUGCGUCCUCCCGGAGAACUGGGCGCCGACAUUGCCAUCGGCACCAGCCAGCGCCUCGGGGUUCCCCUCAACUACGGAGGUCCGCACGCCGGGUUCUUUGCGGUGCGCAGCUCACUUACCAGGCUCAUGCCCGGCAGGGUCGUCGGCGUCACCAGGGACGCGACGGGUGGCCGCGCUUACCGACUGGCCUUGCAGACUCGUGAGCAGCACAUCCGCCGCGACAAGGCGACCAGCAACAUCUGCACGGCGCAGGCGCUGCUCGCCAACAUGUCCGCCCUGUACGCCAUCUACCACGGACCGCAGGGACUGCGGGACAUCGCCACCAGGGUGCACAACGCCACGCUGCUCCUCGCCAGAGGAGCGGCCACUGCCGGUCAUCACGUGACCCACCCGAGGUUCUUCGACACCCUGAAGAUUAAGCCGGCCAACUCCCAGGAGGACAUCAAAAAACGAGCGACCGAGAAGGAAGUCAACUUCCGGUACUUCGCUGAUGGCACGGUUGGCGUUUCGUUGGACGAGACCGUGACAGAGCAGGAUCUGGACGACCUGCUCUGGAUCUUCGAUAGUAAAAAGACGGCGGCUCAACUGGCCAGCGAUAUGCCCGAACAGCCGCCGGACAGCUUGCUGCACAGCGAGCACAAGAGGACCACCGAGUUCCUCACGCACCCGGUCUUCAACACGUACCACUCCGAGACGCAGAUCGUUAGGUUUAUGAAGCAACUUGAGAAUAAGGACAUCUCGCUCGUCCACUCCAUGAUACCUCUGGGAUCUUGUACCAUGAAGCUCAACAGUACGGUAGAAAUGAUGCCGUGCUCGAUGCCGGGCUUCGCCAAUAUUCACCCAUUCGUGCCACUGGAGCAAGCCAAGGGCUACCAACGGCUGUUCGAGGAGCUCGAGCACGACUUGUGCGAGAUCACCGGCUACGACAAGGUGUCCCUGCAGCCAAACAGCGGUGCGCAGGGCGAGUACGCCGGCCUGAGGGCGAUCUCCUCGUACUUCGCCUCCAAAGGGGAGAAGCAGAGGAAGGUGUGCCUGAUCCCGAUGUCUGCGCACGGCACUAAUCCUGCGAGCGCGCACAUGGCCGGCAUGGCAGUCGAACCGGUGAACAUCAAGAAGGACGGCAGCGUUGACGUCGCCCACCUCAAGGCCAAGCUCGACCAACACGGUGACAAGGUUGCCUGCAUCAUGAUCACCUACCCUUCCACCAACGGUAUCUACGAGGAGACCAUCUGCGAGGUGUGCGACCUGGUGCACGCGACCGGCGCCCAGGUUUACCUGGACGGCGCCAACAUGAACGCCCAGGUGGGCAUCUGCCGACCGGGAGACUACGGCUCGGACGUGUCCCACCUGAACCUGCACAAGACGUUCUGCAUUCCUCACGGCGGAGGGGGACCCGGCAUGGGACCCAUCGGAGUGAAGGCCCACCUGGCACCAUUCCUGCCCUCUCAUCCCGUCGUCGACCCGUGGUCUCUGGGCGGAGGUGGCCAGAGCUCGUUCGGCGCCGUGUGUGCCGCCCCGUGGGGAUCGUCGGCCAUCCUGCCCAUCUCGUGGGCCUACAUCAAGAUGAUGGGCUCCCAGGGACUGAGGAAGGCCACCGAGGUGGCCAUGCUCAACGCCAACUACAUGCGAAAGCGGCUUGAGCAGCACUACAAGGUGCUGUACAUCGGAAACAACGGGUUUGUCGCGCACGAGUUCAUCCUGGACAUGCGGGAUUUCAAGAAGACCACCGGCGUCGAAGCCAUGGACAUUGCCAAAAGGCUACAGGACUACGGUUUCCACGCUCCGACGGUGUCGUUUCCAGUGAGUGGCUGUCUGAUGGUGGAACCGACCGAAUCCGAAGACAAACAGGAGCUCGACCGCUUCUGCGACGCCAUGAUCUCAAUUCGGCAAGAAAUCCAGGACAUCGAGAAUGGCAAGUUUAACGUGAAGGCCAACCCUCUGAAGAAUGCGCCACAUCCCCAGAAGGUUGUCAUCAGCUCUACGUGGGACCUGCCGUACACCAGGGAGCAGGCGGCAUUCCCAGCGAAGUUCGUGACGCCCGAGACGAAAAUAUGGCCGACGGUGGGGCGCAUCGACGACAUCUACGGGGACACCAACCUGAUGUGCAGCUGCCCGCCCAUGGAGACGUACGAGUCGCUAUAAGUCCAAUGCCAGACAAGUUCGCGUACUUCUCGCCUUCUUCGCUGCGCUUCUGGUGCGUAGAGACGUCACACGCGACGUCAUCAUGUGUGACGUCAACAUGCGUCACCGAAAUACGUUUUUUCAACGUCUGGUGUGAACCAUGUGGACCGCAAGGCCGUGGGCCCGCCCCCACAAUGAGCGUGGGCGGGCCCACGCGACAUCUCUCUGCAGUGCGCUGUGCCCACACAGGAAGUUCUUCGAACAUUUCAAUGUUGCGUGUAUCGAACAAAGAGGUUGACUAUACCUGACCACCACGGUGUGUUUGCGCGCAGGGACUCUGAGGAGACUGACAUUCAGUUGUCGUUAACUUUUUUGUUUUCACCCAGUGGCCUUUCUGUGUCUCUCUCUCUCUCUAUCUCUCUUUCUUGUUUUUUAGUGCAGAAGGUGCAACCGCGCACCUUCGCCUUUCUGUGUGCUGGCUCUGCGCGAAAGACUGUACUGUUGUUCUGAACGUUGUAAUU